Molecule: messenger RNA, 4092 nt
Organism: Carassius auratus (goldfish)
Lineage: Eukaryota; Metazoa; Chordata; Actinopteri; Cypriniformes; Cyprinidae
Product: sodium-driven chloride bicarbonate exchanger
Exons: 27
Coding region: 126-3383 (1085 amino acids)
Biological process (GO): regulation of intracellular pH; monoatomic anion transport; transmembrane transport
Cellular component (GO): basolateral plasma membrane; plasma membrane
Molecular function (GO): sodium:bicarbonate symporter activity; solute:inorganic anion antiporter activity; monoatomic anion transmembrane transporter activity
Source: RefSeq, a predicted model, not a curated record
AUGAGUGAGCAGUGCAAUAAUAUCACUGCACCAAAUAUGUGAGCAGAGCACAUCCUCCUCGCUGAUCGGUGACGCUGCACGCAGUACGCACUUCACGCGCUGGAGCUGAUCUACAGGUACAGAAGAUGGACGUGAAGGACCAAUGCGCACAAAUGGAGCCUUUGCUGCCCGCGGUGGUCACCUCUCCUGGAAGACAAAGUGUGAGGAAUGAUGAGGAGGCUGUGGUGGACAGAGGAGGCACUCACUCCAUGCUUAAAGCUGGACUGGAGAAGGAGGAGCUAGAAGGUCACAGGACUCUGUAUAUCGGGGUUCAUGUUCCUCUGGGCAGAAGAACCCACAGCCGUCAUCGGCAUCAUGGACACCGACACAGAAAGAGGAGCAAGGAGAGAGACUCAGGCGUCGAAGACGGACGAGAAUCACCUUCAUACAAUACUCCCUCCCAGAGGGUGCAGUUUCUGCUGGGCACUGAGGAUGGUGAUGAAGAGCACAUCCCACACGACCUCUUCACCGAGCUGGAUGAGAUCUGUCUGCAUGACGGAGAGGAUGCUGAGUGGAGAGAAACUGCCAGGUGGCUGAAGUUUGAAGAGGACGUGGAGGAUGGAGGUGAGCGCUGGAGUAAACCGUACGUUGCGACGCUCUCUCUGCACAGUCUCUUUGAGCUGCGGAGCUGCAUUAUAAACGGCACCGUCAUGUUGGACAUGAGAGCCAGCUCUCUGGAGGAGAUUGCAGAUAUGGUGCUGGACCAACAGGAAGUGGCUGCGCAUCUUCAAGAGGAUGUCAGGAAGAAGGUCAAAGAGGCUCUUCUGAAGCAGCACCAUCAUCAGAACCACAAGAAACUGGCCAAUCGGAUUCCCAUCGUCCGCUCUUUCGCCGAUAUCGGCAAGAGGCAGUCCGAGACAAACUGCAUGGACAAAAACGGUCAGAUGAUUCCUCCCCAGUCUCAACCUCUGACCACUGAGGGCAAGAACGACGUGAGCCGUGAAAACAGUGCUGUGGACUUCAGCAAGAUAGACCUGCACUUCAUGAAGAAGAUUCCUCCGGGCGCAGAGGCCUCUAAUGUUUUGGUUGGAGAGCUGGAGUUUUUGGACAGGCCUGUCGUGGCGUUUGUCCGCCUCUCUCCUGCUGUACUGCUGAACGGUCUGGCAGAGGUGCCCAUCACCACCAGGUUCCUGUUCAUCCUGCUGGGGCCUCUGGGUAAAGGACCACAGUAUCACGAGAUUGGCAGAUCAAUUGCUACCUUGAUGACAGAUGAGGUUUUCCAUGAUGUGGCCUAUAAAGCUAAGGACCGCAAUGAUCUGAUUGCUGGAAUCGAUGAAUUUCUUGACCAAGUUACAGUUCUGCCACCGGGAGAAUGGGACCCGUCCAUCAGGAUAGAGCCGCCAAAGAACGUCCCGUCCCAGGAGAAGAGAAAGAUCCCUGCCGUGCCUAAUGGAGAGCUGGCAGAGACGGAGGAACAUGGUGGACAUGGAGGCCCUGAGCUGCAGCGCACCGGGAGGAUUUUUGGUGGAUUGGUUCUGGAUGUGAAGAGGAAGGCUCCUCACUUCCUGUCAGAUUUCACAGAUGCGCUCAGCCUGCAGUGUUUGGCCUCUUUCCUGUUCCUGUACUGCGCCUGCAUGUCCCCUGUUAUCACCUUCGGAGGACUGCUGGGAGAAGCCACCGAGGGACGCAUAAGUGCAAUUGAAUCACUGUUUGGAGCCUCCAUGACUGGAAUGGCUUACUCACUUUUUGCCGGCCAGCCUCUCACUAUUCUGGGCAGCACUGGACCUGUCCUUGUGUUUGAGAAAAUAUUAUUCAAAUUCUGCAAGGAGUAUGGGCUGUCGUACCUGUCCCUCAGGACGUGUAUUGGGCUGUGGACGGCGUUCCUCUGUCUGCUGCUGGUGGCCACUGAUGCCAGCUCCCUCGUCUGUUACAUCACACGCUUCACGGAGGAGGCCUUUGCCUCUCUCAUCUGCAUCAUCUUCAUCUAUGAGGCCAUGGAGAAGCUCAUUCAUCUUGGGGAGACGUAUCCCAUUAAUAUGAACAACAAUCUGGAGAAACUCACCACUUACAGAUGUUCCUGUAUUGAGCCUGCAAACCCCAACAAUGCCACUCUUCAGUAUUGGGAGCAGAACAACGUCUCAGCUCCUGAGAUCUACUGGGAGGCUCUGGAAGUUCAGGACUGCAUUGAGAAGAAAGGAGAAUUUGUGGGGUCCGCUUGCGGUCCUCAUGGUCCGUACGUUCCUGACGUUCUCUUCUGGUCUGUAGUUGUCUUCUUCUCUACUGUGGCCAUGUCAGCGUUCCUCAAAGAAUUCAAGACCAGCCGCUACUUCCCCACCAAGGUCAGAGCCAUCAUCAGUGACUUUGCUGUUUUCAUCACUAUUUUGACGAUGGUUUUGGUGGAUUAUGCUUUAGGUGUGCCUUCCCCCAAACUGCAGGUCCCCAAUGAGUUUAAGCCAACUCGUGAUGACCGUGGGUGGUUCAUUAACCCGCUGGGUCCGAACCCGUGGUGGACGUGUGUGAUUUCAGUAUUUCCCGCCCUCCUCUGCACCAUCCUCAUCUUUAUGGACCAGCAGAUCACAGCUGUGAUCAUCAACAGGAAGGAGCACAAGCUGAAGAAAGGCUGUGGCUAUCAUCUGGACCUGUUCAUUGUGGGUGUGAUGCUGGGUGUCUGUUCUCUGAUGGGGCUGCCGUGGUUCGUGGCAGCGACGGUCCUGUCCAUCAGCCACGUCAACAGUCUGAAGCUGGAGUCCGAGUGUUCGGCGCCAGGAGAACAGCCCAAGUUCCUCGGGAUCAGAGAGCAGCGGGUCACCGGGCUCAUGAUCUUCCUCCUCAUGGGCUGCUCUGUAUUCAUGACUUCAGUGCUGAAGUUUAUUCCAAUGCCAGUGCUGUAUGGAGUUUUCCUUUACAUGGGCGCAUCUUCACUGAGAGGAAUACAGUUUUUUGAUCGUUUGAGGUUAUUCGGGAUGCCAGCUAAACACCAGCCAGACUUCAUUUACCUGAGACAUGUCCCACUCCGAAAGGUUCAUCUGUUCACCAUCAUCCAGCUCAGCUGUCUGGUUCUCCUCUGGGUCAUCAAGACCUCCAGAGCCGCCAUCGUCUUUCCCAUGAUGGUGUUGGCGCUGGUCUUCAUUAGAAAGCUUCUGGAUUUUAUCUUCACAAAGCGAGAUCUAAGCUGGCUCGAUGACCUCAUGCCCGAGAGCAAGAAGAAGAAACUGGAGGAUGCUGAGCGAGAGGAGGAGCAAAGUAUUUUGGCAGAGGAAGAAGGAAUCGUACAAGUGCCAUUGGAGGCACAUUACAAAGAUGAUCCUUCUACUGUCAACAUUACUGAUGAAAUGUCCAAAGGCUCCUUUGGAAACACUUGGAACUCCAAAACUGAUUUGUACUCGAAAAGCCCCAUUUCCUAAGCUUGCAGAUGCUGAUCCCCAAAGCCUGUCUAAUAAGAAAGUGCACAAGGAGCGUCGAUGGAAAGAAGAUUCACUGUGUUCAUACACAAACACACACUAAUACACACACACACAGAUUUACCUAGCUAUCGAAAAAUAGACAUAUAUUUUUUUUUAAGGAAUAGUUCACAAAAAUAAAAUUAAUAUGUAUUUAUAUAAAAUAAAUAAAUAUUUAUUUAUUUAUUUAUAUUUUGUGAACUAUUCCUUGUUCUGUCUAACCCAUACACAAACUUGACCCCUAACCCUACAUUUAUUUUCUGACAAAUUACUUUUACAGAUUUGAUUAACUUCUGGAGACAUUAUCCAUCAUUCACCUUAAAGUAUGGCUAGUUUACUAGUAAACGCACAUAUAAACUCUAACUUAUUCGACGCCUCGGCUCCCUGUCUCGUCUUGUGUUUCUGUAUUUUUAAAGUAUAUCAGUGCUAAGCUUUUUAGCUUCUAGGCAUUAAGCCUUUACGUACAUAAUAGUAAUACCAGCAAACGGUGCGGAGAUUGUUGCGUGGGAAAUGAAGAGAAAGUGUUAUUUCCAACUUUUAUUUUAAACGCUCUCUGACGUAUUUUAUAUGUUUUGUAUUUUUUAAAUGGCGUAACUUUCACUACGGUUUUAAAUGUGUACACAGUCUACAGUAGGUGAGCAAUUAAUUUAACCUGCAUUACGAAUAGCCAUUU